Messenger RNA from Glycine soja, 1762 nucleotides. Its product is annotated as protein DETOXIFICATION 12-like. The coding region runs from base 50 to 1492 and encodes 480 amino acids. Gene Ontology annotation, molecular function: xenobiotic transmembrane transporter activity; antiporter activity. Gene Ontology annotation, biological process: xenobiotic detoxification by transmembrane export across the plasma membrane. NCBI's taxonomy places the organism in Eukaryota, Viridiplantae, Streptophyta, Magnoliopsida, Fabales, Fabaceae. The record is from RefSeq and is a predicted model, not a curated record. Gene Ontology annotation, cellular component: membrane. The transcript is spliced from 7 exons.
UACACUCUUUGUCUCGAUUGGGUUGUUAGUAGUAAUAAGAAAGAAAAGUAUGGAAGAGAAUCUAUUAGUAUUAGCAAAAGGAAGUGGGGAGGAGCAGAAAGUUGCAUGGGAAGGUUUGGGUGAGGAAAUGAAGAGGAUGAUUGACAUAGCAGGGCCUAUGGUGGUUGUGACCGCUUCCCAGCGUUUGUUGCAGGUUGUGUCCGUCAUGAUGGUUGGUCACCUCAACGAUGACCUCUUUCUCUCCAGCGCCGCCUUAGCCAUCUCUCUUACUGCUGUCACGGGUUUCAGUUUUCUUAUGGGAAUGGCUAGUGGACUGGAAACUAUUUGUGGACAAGCUUAUGGAGCUCAACAACAUAAAAAAAUUGGAGUGCAAACAUACACUGCUAUAUUCGCUCUCACAUUCGUUUGUCUUCCCUUCACUUUUCUUUGGAUCAACAUGGAAAAGAUACUAGUUUUCAUAGGUCAGGACCCUCUAAUUGCAAAAGAAGCAGGAAAAUUCAUAAUUUGGCUUAUUCCAGCACUUUUUGCAUAUGCAAUUCUACAACCAUUAGUUAGAUAUUUUCAAAUGCAAAGUUUGCUUCUUCCCAUGCUUAUGACAUCUUGUGUCACUCUAUGUGUCCACAUACCCCUUUGUUGGGUUUUGGUGUUCAAGACUAGACUGAAUAAUGUUGGUGGAGCAUUAGCAAUGAGUAUUUCAACAUGGUCAAAUGUGAUUUUUCUUGGAUUAUACAUGAGAUACUCUCCUAGAUGUGCAAAAACUCGUGCACCCAUUUCUAUGGAAUUGUUCCAAGGACUUCGGGAGUUCUUUCGCUUUGCUAUACCUUCUGCAGUGAUGAUUUGCCUUGAAUGGUGGUCAUUUGAGUUGAUUAUCUUGUUGUCUGGGCUGUUACUAAAUCCACAACUUGAAACUUCUGUUUUAUCCAUUUGUCUUAACACCACUUCAAUUCUCUAUGCAAUACCUUUUGGAAUUGGUGCUGCAGCAAGCACAAGGAUUUCAAAUGAAUUAGGAGCGGGGAAUCCACAUGGUGCCUGUGUUUCUGUGUUGGCUGCAAUAUCUUUUGCAAUCAUUGAGACAACUGUAGUUAGCGGAACCCUCUUUGCUUGUCGCCAUGUUUUUGGUUAUGUUUUUAGCAAUGAGAAGGAAGUUGUAGAUUAUGUCACUGUCAUGGCUCCUUUGGUUUGCAUAUCGGUUAUACUUGACAACAUACAAGGUGUUCUCGCAGGGGUUGCUAGAGGUUGUGGAUGGCAACAUAUAGGGGUUUAUGUCAAUAUAGGAGCAUUUUACCUAUGCGGGAUUCCAAUGGCUAUCUUAUUAUCAUUUUUUGCAAAAAUGAGAGGAAAAGGACUUUGGAUUGGUGUACAAGUUGGUUCUUUUGCUCAAUGUGUUCUACUUUCUACCAUAACAAGUUGCAUAAAUUGGGAACAACAGACAAUCAAGGCAAGAAAGAGAUUAUUUGGUAGUGAAUUUUCAGCAGACGAUAGACUGAUAUGAGAAGCCCAUGAUCAAAGGCCCAUUCUCUAAUGAUGGUGACAGCUUUCCAUGAGUGAGUCAAGUGGGAACUCAAUCUUCAUUGGCAGUUUGAAAGUAAUGCUUGAUGAUAUUUUGACUUUUUUCUUUAUCUUAUUGUUGUUGUUUCUCGUUAAAAUAAAAUAAAAAUGAAUAUAUGGAAAGCCUCUGAAAUAAAUGCAUAAUUUUUCAGAGACCAAAAAGAAUCUUGAAGUGUAAAACUAAAAUGCAAUUUUGAAAGUCAUUUUAGCUCCA